Messenger RNA from Momordica charantia (bitter melon), 3246 nucleotides. RefSeq lists its product as uncharacterized. Lineage: Eukaryota; Viridiplantae; Streptophyta; Magnoliopsida; Cucurbitales; Cucurbitaceae. The record is from RefSeq and is a predicted model, not a curated record.
UGAACCAAACCGUUGAAAUUUCUGUGUAUGGGAAAUGGCCAAGAGAGAGAGAGCACCACAGCCUUCAAUUUCAAUUCAAUUUACAGUGUUGUUUGCCUUUGAAUUGAAGAAAGAAUUGACUGUUCUACAGAGAUAGAGAGCAAAAAUGUAACUCAGAAAGCUCCUCUAUCUCUCCUCACCAUUCUUUUCUUCACCUGCUCAUCAACUACGACGGCCCUUUUCCACAAACUCCCAAAAGAAUUCAGAAUCAAAUGGGGAGAAAGGGAAGGUGAAAUUUAAAAGGUAAUCCAAUUCCAACACGGAUUCUCGAGAAUCCCCACGAGGCGGCCACCAACAUGUUCUUGUUCUCUCUCUCUCUGUCUUUAUUUGUCCCCACAGUUCGUAGAUUGUAGCCGACGUUUGAAUAAAACAAGGAAGGGAUCGUUAGAAAAAUCUGGAACGCAGAGACAUUUUCUAGGUUUUUUACAACUUCCCCAAUAACCCCAGUUCUCUAAUUAACCAAAUGGUGUACGUGAAUCAGAGUUUCUUACCGCCUGCAUGAUGGGUUUUUAGUUUCCUCCACUGCUGUUACUGUUCCAUGGUUAUCCGUUCACUCUCUCUCCUUAUGAAAUCAAAACUACCAUUCAAAAGUUAGCAGUGGUCGGACUCGGAAAAUUCUGCAUCGAACAGUGGCUCAAAGAUCCGGAAGUUGAGUUCUGAAACCUUUGGAAGGACAGAUCUUCUGCGAAUUUCGGAUUGUCGGGCAUUGGGAAUCGGAAACCCCACUUCCCAUUUCAGCUUCUCUCUCUCUCUCUCUCUCUCUCUCUUUGUAAUUCCGAUUUCUGGGUAUCUGGGAAGGAUUGCGAAUGUCAUGUCCAAGCAAUAGCUUCCGCUUCAAUGGCAGCCUCUGUGCUUGCCCACCUGGCCAACUUCUCAAUCGUACAGAAAACAGCUGUGUUCUCUUCAGCAGCACUUCGGCCAUCACUUCAGGCCGGCUCGAGAACUAUGCUGUUAGCUUCCCUGAGACCAUAGUCUCCUUUGAUUCCAUCAAGAAGAUAACGCAGUCUCAGGCUGUGUUUCUUCAGGCCACUCUCGUCUUGCUGUUUUCUUGGCUCGCCUUCUGCAUAUUCCUUAGAUUCAUGAAGCUUGGGGAUGGCAGAAAUAUCUGGUUCAGGAUGAGAUGGUGGGUUAGCAGACUGGACGUUUGCUUUGCCACAAGACAUUGGCUGGAUGAGCGAAAGGUAGUUACAAAACGUAAAACUGAACUUGGUGGAGCAUUCUCAAUGGGAAGUUGGAUACUUUUUAUUGGCUUGUUUGCUGCGUUGCUUUACCAAAUCAUAUCAAAGAGGAGCAUCGAAGUGCAUAAUGUGAAAGCAGCAAAUGGGCCAGACUUAGCUUCCUUUGUGAAUGACAUGGAAUUUAAUAUAACUGCAGUUUCUACUAUGAACUGUGCAAAUGUUCGUGGUCUUGAUACUGUAGUGUUUGGAAAUCCUGGUUUUCUGGAGCAGAAAGUAAUGCCUCUGUCAAAUUUUGCAAACUACUCCUGUCAAAACAGGAGUGAAGGGCCAACUAUUAGUGUUCGGUGUGAAAGAUGUCGUUUCAUUCAGGACGAUAUUUAUAUAUCAUGGCAGUUUGUUGAUCUUCCAAAUAGUCCUGCAAGUGCUGUUGGAUUUCAGUUUAGCUUCUCUGCAAAGGAUCAUGCUAAAAAAGAUCGAGAAAGUUUUGUUAGUGGAACAUUAAAAAAUGGAAGCAAUUUUGAUGAUACACCAGUUACAUUCAGAGGGAAGAAUGCAAAUAUAGUGCAAUUUAAUCUAUUUCCAAGAAUAUACCGGAACCAACAGGAUUCCAAGCUCAUGCAGCCUUUAUUUCAUGAGUUUCUCCCAGGUUCAUCCUUUCAAAAGACUAGUGAGCUCCAAUCAUCCCUUCAAAAUGUUAAUGAUGGACUACUCAACAUCACCUUGUACAUCAAUCUUCUCUCUUCCUACAUUGUUGAGGUAGAGAGUCAAAGUAUUAUGGGCCCUGUUAGCUUUCUUGCAGAUCUUGGUGGCCUAUAUUGCAUUAGUGUUGGCAUUUUCUUCUACCUUCUGGUGCAGUGCGAGUACAGAAUUAAAAGGCUCCGCAACGAAGACAGUGUUUUGCGUAAAAUUAGAAAUAGAAGAAAAGCACAAGAACAUUGGAAUAAGUUGAGGAAAUAUGUAACGUAUACAUGGGGCUGUAGUACACUGGAGGAUUAUUAUGAUCCGUCAACAACAGGUUGCGGCAACUGCAUGGUUCAAUCAAGUAAGAGUGGAUCAUCACGCAACCGAAGGUUAAGGAAUAGUAGCAGUACUGCUCUCAGUUUUAAGAGAGAAGUAAAUGGAUCUACGAAGAAGAACGCUAAUCAAGAUAUGAAAUCUCCGGAGGCAAGAGCUACCGACCAGGAAAUGAGAAUGAUAGCAACCAAACAAGAGCUUCCUCUGAAACAUCAUGUACUUGGUUCUACCUACGAAGGGAAGCAAAGCUUGACCGUCUCAUACGAGGGAGAUUCUUCACAACUUGGAGACUUUUCUCAUCUUGAAGAUUUUAUUCCCCCACCGCCCUCAAUAGAGUUUAGCGAUAGUUCUGAUAUCGACAUGUUUGAUAUCUUGAAGAACAUGAAAAGUUUGUACGAGUAUAAUGUAAUUCUUAGAGAAAAGCUAUUGUCCACUCAAUCUGAGGUUCGUGCUAUAGCAACCAACUCCACGCCAAAAACCGAGCAUAAAACAUAGAGUGUCUGUAUAUUGAAGCAAACAGUUUACUUCUGAUACUGCACUUCAGUAACCUCCAUCAAGGUUCUCGCAAGGAUGUGGGGAUUUUUCUUUCAACAUCUCCUCGUGAACUUUGCAACCAGGUCUUCUGAAAGUCGAAUCAUAAACAAUGUCUCGUGAGAUUGGUCCACUUGUGCCAAGGAACGGCGAGAAAUGGCUCCGAAACAACAAUCGUAUUUUCUUGUGAUAGUUUUUCUUCAUCCAUCUCGCCGUUUUCCUGUUAGGUUUGCUAGUAGAUGAUUCCUAAUAUGUACAAUUACCACAAUCACUUUAUGCUGUAGCAUCUUUGUUUACGUUGUUCGUUCUUUGCUGGCGCUCGGAUGGCAGAGCGAGAUCAUGCCUAUGUACUUAACUCUGUUGUAAUGAUAUUAACAUUUGUUUGUACAAUGAGUAGAACAUGUGCUACUGCUGGUGAAAGGAAACGUAUCUUUGUGUCUGGUGUUGUAAUCUGCUUAAGAUUACACCUUGCAUUAUUAGUGUA